AAGCGGCGCUGCUCUGUGUCAACAUUACAGAGAGAUGAACAGCAAGCAGCAGUUAACCGAGCCAACGGACGCGUGUGUAACCGGCCUGUUUCCGUGAACAUCUCGGGGAGCGGCGUAGACAGCCGGCUGUUUUGCUUUCAGAGCUUUCAUUAGCAGCAGCAGGAGGGGUCCUGAGCGUGACAUGCUGAUAGAGGAGUAUCCACCCCACUGAUGGAAACCCAGAGGAAGUGCUCUGGGGAUGACGAUGGCGGUGGUGAGCGAGGACUGCUCCACACUUGGAAGGGCUACUCCUACAGCGUCACCCCCGAGAGGCUGCUCCUCCCCCGGCCAGUCCUUCAGGUUGCUCUGGGCACACGGCAUGGCGUUCUCCUGGUGGAAGGGGGACAGGUGUACAGCUUCGGCGAGUUGCCGUGGAAGCAGAGUCAAGUGCCAGAGCCGGCCAAACCAACCCUGGAGGGCGCGCUCAGCGGGCAGCGGGUAGUCGCAGUCGCAGCAGGAAGCUUCCACUGCGGGGCUGUGACGGAGGAUGGCGGCGUCCACAUGUGGGGGGAGAACGCUGCGGGGCAGUGCGGCUUGUCGAGCCUCAGCAGCGUUCCCAACCCGACCCCAGUCGCCCUGCAGGAGUUGGAAGCUGUUGCUGCACCCCCGCAGAUGGUGCCGGUGCUAGAGCUGGCCUGUGGGGAGAAGCACACGCUUGCUCUGUCGGUGCAGCGGGAGGUGUGGGCGUGGGGAAGCGGCUGCCAGCUGGGCCUCCAUGCCGCUGUCUUCCCUGUGUGGAAGCCUCAGAAAGUGGAGCACCUAGCGGGCCGGUAUGUGUUACAGGUGGCCUGCGGGACCUCGCACAGCCUUGCUCUGGUGCGCUGCCUGGGGUCUCACGACAGCCACCGGCCACAUGUGGACAAAUGCGGCAGGUGUAACCAGCUGCUCUACACAAUGACGGACAAAGAGGACCACGUCAUCAUCUCUGACGGCCACUACUGCCCGCUUGGCGUGGAGCUGACUGAGGAUGAUGGCAAGCUGGAGGCUCCUGCUCCCAGUGCAGGUCUCAAAACAUCCCCAUCAGAGCCAGUGCUCCCCUCUUACACCUCAAAGCUUGAGUCUCCUGCAGUUGCUGCAGACGCUGACCCCACCUCUGACCUCUCCCACCCCGAGGCCCCUGAGGAAGGGGAAGCAUCUUUGGUUAACGGCGUGCUCCAAGCCUCGGACUCGGACACCUUGGCUCCAUCUGAAGGCAGUAGUGGCGCUGCCUCCGGGGUCAAGAGCUCCCCGUAUCCGGACGAGCAGGCCGUGAAGGAUUACCUGAGGAAGCUGUCGGACAGCACGCAGAUGGAAGCGAAGGCGAGCGGAGGGCUGCACACUCUGCUGCCCUCAGCUGGAGGACUGAUAUCCUCCACCCCCACCUCCACACUCAACAACCUGGUGGCCUCCUGCGCCUCUGCGGUGGGCGAGCGGGUUGCCUCCACCUACGAAGCCCUGUCCCUGAAAAAGAUGAUGAACUUCUACCUCCCCUCAGGAGCGUCACGGUCAGGAGGAUCCCCCGGAGUGGUCGAUAACUCAGCCGAGCGUGUCCGCCAGGAGGACUCCAUGCAGGGGAAGAAGAGCUCCAGCACAGGGGACAUCCGCGAGGAGGAAGCCGACGGCCUGCGGCGCCGCCUCUCACUCCCGGGGCUGCUUUCACAGGUGUCGCCGCGGCUGCUGAGGAAAGUCGGUCGUCCCAGGGUGCGAGCCGUUGCCCUCACCCCUCUGGGAGGGGCCGUCCCCGAGGACCAUGAGGUGCUGCCCACCCUGCAGACGGAGGUGUGGAGCUGGGGUCAUGGCGAGCACGGGCAGCUGGGACACGGAGACAACCUGGCCAGACUGCAGCCGCUCUGCAUCAAGAGUCUGAACAACAAGGAGGUGGUGCGGGUGGCUGCCGGCGCUCACCAUUCCCUCGCUGUGACAGCUCACUGUCAGGUGUUCUCGUGGGGCAGUAACAGCUCCGGUCAGCUGGGACACAUGGAGUCACCGAGCACCGUGCCCCGCCUCGCCAAGCUGUCAGAGGGGAUCCGAGUGUGGGACGUGAGCGCGGGAGAGAGACACACCCUCCUGCUCGCAGACGGAGACUGCAUCCAGCCCAUCAUUUACUACAGCGGGCAGCAGGUGAAGGAGGGCGAGGAGGAGCGGGGCAAUGGGAAGGAGCUGCAUCAGCAGGGAGGAGGAGAGGAGGAGGAGGAAGAGCAGGCGGGGGGGUACACUCAGCAGCCUGUUCUGCUGCCCUUCUGCAUGAAUCUCGGUUAUGUGAACAGCGUGUUUGCGGGCGGGCGGCGGUGUGUGGCGCUCUCUGACAGGAACGUGAUGGGCUUCAUCGCCAGCCUCCAUGAACUCGCAUCAACCGAGAGGAAGUUUUACUGCAAGCUGUGUAACAUCAAGUCUCAGAUUAUCCGCCCGCUGCUGGAGCUGGAGUCUCUGAGCUCGGCCCUCGGUCAGGUCCUCUUCGGCCUCCUGCAGACGCUGGCGAGCAGGUUCGCCCGGCUGUGUCACCUGACUGGGCAGCACGCCACCAGCCUCACUGCCAACCUGCGGCGUGGCCGUGAAGUCAAAAACCUGCUCAUCCUCGAGCACAUCAGCAUUUUCCUCGACUCUUACCAUGAUUACUGCAGUGCCGUCGGAAACUUCCAGGUGAUGGGAGGCUUCCAGGCUCUGACCAAACCCUCCGUAGACGUGUUUGGGAAAAGUCCGGAGCUGCUCCAGAAGCUGUCCGAGUGCAGCGAGGAGAACCUUACCACGGCCGACCUCCUGGUGGCGCUCUUCUACCUCCCGACGCACCACGUUUACGAUUACGGCCGGCUGCUGCUCAAACUGGCCACCUGCUUCGAAGUGUGCUCCACUGAGUACCAGAAGCUGCAGGACAGCUGCUCCAAGUUUGAAGCGUCGGUCCUGCGACUGAAGAGAAAAAGGAAAGAGGCCGACUACACCGUUCACUUCUUUAAGAGCUUUCCUGGAAAAAUGACGGACUCUCUGCGAAAGCCUCACCGGCGGCUGAUCUGCGAAAGCAGCAACAAGGGUCUGACCCUGCAGAACGCCGGCAGGUUCUCCGUCAACUGGUUCAUCCUGUUCAACGACACUUUGGUCCACGCACAGUUCUCCACCCAUCACAUCUUCCCGUUGGCCACACUGUGGGUGGAGCCGAUCCCUGAAGAGGACACGGGCCUAUAUGGGUUGAAGGUGAUCACACCUGAGGAGACGUUCACCCUGCUCGCUUUGACUCCCAUGGAGAAGGCCAAGUGGCUUCGCUCCAUCAACCAGGCGGUGGACCAGGUGCUGAGCGGUGCGGGGCGGGACGCGGCGUCAGGCGGCACGGUGCAGAAGUUGGAGCCUCCCGUCUCCAGAACGGCUUCCUACACAUUUUAUAAGGAGGGGCGGCUGAAGGAUGCCAUAUAUGAGGGUCGCUGGCUGUCUGGAAAGCCCAACGGCAGAGGCGUGUUGAAAUGGCCUGAUGGGAGAAUAUACACGGGGACGUUCAAGAACGGACUAGAAGAUGGCUUUGGCGAGUUUGUGGCUCCCAAUAAGACGCUGAGCAAGAACGACCACUAUCAAGGUCACUGGAAGGACGGCAAGAUGCACGGCCUGGGCACGUACAGGUAUGCCAGCGGUGAAGUUUACGAUGGGUCUUUUCAGGACGGCGUGCGGCACGGUCACGGCAUGCUGCGCAGCGGCAAGCUGAACACCUCGUCCCCCAGCGUCUUCAUCGGCCAGUGGCUGCAGGACAAGAAGACGGGCUACGGAGUCUUUGACGAUAUCACAAAAGGAGAAAAGUACAUGGGCAUGUGGCAGGACCACCAGCGGCAGGGCACCGGAAUCGUGGUCACCCAGUUUGGCCUGUACUACGAAGGAGCCUUCAAAGACAACAAGAUGAUGGGCGCUGGCGUCCUCCUGUCAGAGGACGACACGACGUAUGAGGGUGAAUUCUCCGACGACUGGACGCUCAGUGGAAAGGGUGUGCUGACCAUGGCGAACGGUGACUACCUGGAGGGCUCCUUCAGCGGUGAAUGGGGCUCCGGGCUCAAAGUAACCGGCUCCUACUUCAAACCACACCUGUUUGACACCGACAAGGACAAGACCCGAGCCGUGAAGCUGGGCCGUCUGUGCGUGUGCGCCGAGGAUAAGUGGCAGGCAGUUUUCGAGGAGUGCUGGAGUCAGCUGGGCUGUGAGGCACCGAACCGAGGGGAGCCCCAGAAGGCCUGGGAGAACAUCGCCGUGGCCCUCACCACCAACCGGCAACAUAUCCUGGACAGUCCAGAGAGUUUGUCUCGGUGUCACAACAAAACUCUGGAGAGUCUGGAGGUCAUCCCGCAACACGUAGGACCAGUCACCAUGGAGAGAUAUCACGCCAUCCGCCUCUACCUGAUCAAGGCAUGUGACACCCCGCUGCACCCUCUGGGCCGGCUGUUGGAGUCCCUGGUGGCGGUCUACAGGAUGACCUACGUGGGUGUCGGAGCCAACCGUCGGCUCCUGCAUCAAGCUGUCAGCGAGAUCAAGUCUUACCUCAACCGCAUCUUCCAGAUAGUCAGAUUUCUAUUCCCAGACCUGCCAGAAGAGGGCGGCCUAAUUCCAGAGCCGACCACCGACCUCCAGGACAAGAAGUCCGACAACGCCGAUGCUCCACUGGAGUCGCCCAAACCUGCCCGUGUGGUGAGCAGCUCUGCUCUGCUGCUCCCCGUCCUGCUGCCCCGUCUCUACCCACCGCUCUUCACCCUCUACGCCCUGGACAAGGAGAGAGAGGACGACGUGUACUGGGAGUGCGUCCUGCGCCUCAACAAGCAGCCCGACCUCGCCCUGCUCGCCUUCCUGGGCGUUCAGCAAAAGUUUUGGCCUGUUUCCAUCCCCGCCUCUUUGCCUGCACCGGGGGAAAAGCAGCAGGUCAUCUCCAGCACCAAAGACGCCUGCUUUGCCUCUGCAGUGGAAACACUACAGCAGAUCAGCACGACUUUCACCCCGUCAGACAAGCUGCAGGUGAUCCAGCUCACCUUCGAGGAGAUCACACAGGAGGUCCAGACGCUGCUGAAGCAGGACUUCCUGUGGUCGAUGGACGACCUCUUCCCCGUCUUCCUCUAUGUGGUGCUGCGAGCUCGUAUCAGGAACCUCGGUUCAGAGGUCAGUCUGAUCGAAGACCUGAUGGACCCCUGCGUUCAGCACGGCGAGCAUGGCAUCAUGUUCACCACCCUCAAGGCCUGUUACUACCAGAUCCAGCAUGAGAAGAUCACUUAAGAUGAGGCUGCUGCUACUUCCUUACUUCCUCAGUGAUCUUCAUGCUGCUGCCCCACCUCCCCUCCCCUCCCCUCCUCUCAACUCCAGCAGCCAGGCUUGAGGACGACAGACAGGGCGCAAAGGGUCAUGUGACCGAGUUAUCAAAUGCUGCUGAGAGACAUCACAUCACAGACCCUCCCUCUCUGAUGCAUCCACAAUGAUGAAGGUAGAAAGCAGAUGAGCAGGGUCGCACCGUCCAGUGUGGGUGGAGUCAGGAAAUGCAAAUGACUAUUAUUAAAUCACCUUCUUCACCGGUUACUAGGGAUGGAGUUCAAAGUUCGUCUGUGGGAUGCUACACCUUAUUUUUAUUCCUCUUUAAGCUCUUUACUGUGGGGGGAAAAAAAAAAUCUGGAAACAUGGAAGUUUGCGCUGUGACACCCUCAGUGCGUGAAGAGGAAGUAAAUCGUGACAACCUGUGGAUUCAUAAACUUUAUCUGAGAAGGAUGCUUCCUGUUAGUGUCCGUCCUGCCCACUGCAGGGGGAGGCGGUCCUGAAUGGAUGAAACAGGAAGUGUUUUUGUAAGUAAACCUGACAGUUUUUAGAGUUCAUUACUGCCCCCUGGAGGAACCUGCUGCUGCUGCUGCAGUAGAUGCAAUUCCACCGUCAGCCACAGGGGGCAGCAACAAGCCCGCUAUCAAUACAAGAAAAACAAACUGACAAAAAUUAUUUUUGGUUUAUUUGAAGAGGAUUUAUCUGGAUGAGCUCACAGCCGUGUUUCAUACUGUAUUUAUAGAAAGCACACGGAGUGUGCAGCAGGUGACUGACGUGACUGUAGCUCUAAGUUUAUGUUUUAUUCAUUUGAAGGAUUGUUAAACACGAGCUUUGGCUGGAUUGCUGACUUGAAGGCACAUGCACACAUCUUCUAAACAUGACCUCGGACUGUUAUGUUAAAGAUGCUCAUUCUUCCUCUGGCGUUUAGUGCCGUUUAUCUACCUGUGCACGUGAUUUUGGUGUCCAGUUUUGGAGCUGCCAGCUGUAGAGAUGCGUGCCAUUCGCCCGGUGGUGCUCAAAGCAAAACAAAUCUGUUUAAAUAUCUUAGAAGUAGGGCUGAGAACUUUUUGUUCCAUCUCAUCUCACCUGGCAUCACUCUCAGUCACAGCAGCUGCUGAUUUGUUGAGGAUUUAGUCACUUUUCACAACAUUCAGCAGCUUUUUUUCUCACACUUCCUGAUGUUUUGCCCUCACGGUGCAGGCACAACAUGGUGAGUGAGUAGCAAGGCAAUAUGUAGUCUUUACAUGGAAAUGUGGCACAUUGAAAGCACAGAAAGUGUCAUUUAAAGUAAAACCAAAGGUGACCUCACCACCGCACGAGCGCACCGCUCUUUGGAGUCAUUUUGGCCUGAUCGGCUCAGUAAAAGAGGCCAGAUCGGUCUUUACCUCCAUUUCAAUGAUGUGUCAGUGCAGGGAGAUGCUGAAAAGACGAUGCUUCUUUCUGCACAGGGAUACAGUUUGCAGGUGUAUUGGCAGCAGUGGGGGCAGGAAGACAGUAGUUUCAGCUUGAUAGAUUUUUUUUUUUUUUGUAUUUAUUUUUUGAGUGAUGAGGUUAUUUAUGAGUUUGCUAAUGUAUUUUUUCAGCCUCGAGCACCACAAGGCGAGCUUCACCUGGUUUCAUUCGAUUAAAGAGAAGGCUCAUUUCUCCACAGUCUCAGAUGGAUGAAUAGCGCUACAGGCCAGAGGAAAAAUAUGUACAGUAGAUUUUUUUUUUUUUUUUUUUAAGGUGAGCGAUCCAUUAUUCAGUCAGCUGAAAUAUCUUUUCACUGACGAGUUUUUGCAGGAGGCCGCUCUGCUUUGUGUUUCUGAGCCCAGCGUUCAGUAUUAUUAACAGGACAGUUACGCAGCUCUUUUGGAAAACACAUUCUGCUCUUAUAACUGACUUUUCAAGCUAAGGAAGACAUUUUUCCUUCAAAUUUUAUCCCCCCAAAACAACUGAAAAUUCUGCCUAUUUUUGAGGCGUGCAUGUUUGUUUGUUUUUGUUUUUUUUUAACCUGACAAUGACCAACAUUUCUCCCCUAAUUCGCUCGUGUUGUAUCACUGCUACCUUGCUGAACAGCGCUUCCUUUUCAGCAGCUCGAUGAUAACUUGCUCGCUCUGCGGUUACACAGAGUUGAGGUGUGUUGUGCUUCUUGGAAAUCAGCGGCGUCUGUAACCUUUUACUGAUCUAAUGUGAAGAUAAAUUUAGCAGCUGAUUGGCUUAUUUGUUGUCUCAAAUGUUUGCAGAAACUCACUCUGCUGGAUCGUUUCUGAAAUUUAAGAGAGAAAGUUGGCACACAAGCUGCUUUUGGUUUAAAAUCCAGGAGCAGAAAGGCCACGAAGGGAAUUUGCACAGUUAUAGGAGAGCAAUGCUACAGUCGCACUAGGGGAAACAGAGGUUUGAGAUGGCAACGCGGCCAAAACAUUAUUCUUGUUGUAUAAUGAACUUGCAAUGGUUCCUUCAAAGACAGCAACCAGGCAACCACUCGCAAUCAGUCAGUCUGCUGUCAGUUAAUGGAGUCGAGUUUGUGAUAAUGCACCAAUCAACUGUGCUAAAAAUGCAUCGUUUCUAUUCAGAGUGCAGCCAGAUCCUUACAGAAAUUCAAAAAUUCCUUCAUAAAUAAUGACAACGUUGCUGCAGGACAGCAAUAUAACAGCAAAAUGACACAGGUGCUGGGCAACCUUGCUUUUAGAUCAGAAUAAAACCAGAAUAUAACUGGGUGGCAACCAGUUGAGUCGAGUUCCUUAUUGCAAAGAGACGUGUUGCAGACAAGUUGCACUCAUCCGCACAGACUGACUCAGAUUGUUGGCAAUCUGUUCAUAAAUUAGGCAGCAAUUAAUCGCUGCAAUUAAUUACUUUUGCCAAUCUGUCUGAAAGUAAUUGCAGUCCGAGUCAGACUGUGAUUGUUUUCAGACCAGUUGCCUCCCAACUGUGCAAUCGCCUUGCAAUCAAAAGUUGUUGGUCGCUGCCGUCCUAUUUUUACUCCAGUGUGACUGAGCCCAUAGAGAGGAGGAGAAGCUGUCAGUAUCUACUGCUGGGAAGCAGCGUGAUGCCUCACAUGCAGAAACACCACCUACCAUCAGUAUAAAUCAUCUUUUAGCAGCGUGCAGUGACCUCUGACCUGCAGGCUGCAGGGAGCUGCAGAUAUCCAGACAAUGUUUCUAUUAAUCACACAGUUACAGGUCACACAGCCAAUGGAGGAAACUAACCACCAAAUGAAGGUCCAAAUGUCACUGAUCUGCAAAAUAAUCAGUGCAAAAGGUCAAAUUUGAACUCUAAUUUAACCAUUUUAAUGAAAAAAUGAGUAUUUUUUUCCCUUUUGCAGGUGAUGUCUGAGCAGAGACGCAGGCGGCUUUAAUGCUGCUGUUACAGACAGAAUAUAGUUCAGAGCUCCGCGCCAUCUGUUAAUGCUGCUGCUCUUUUUUUAAAAAACAACUAUCAGGCACCGUUGCUAACUUGUGAUCUGCGUCACACAUGCCAGUUUAAAAAAGAGAUUAAGAGGUGAUCCUUUCUCUUUUUUUUUUUUUUGUAAUGCCCCGGCCUGCUUUGCUUUUCUCACAUAGUUUUCACAGUAGAAAAGCCAGCGGGUCAGAGGUGAAGCUGCUGCUCUUUCCCUGCAGGAUAUUUGGAAAUCAAGCAGAAAAACGGACGACAGCGGUUAUUAAAUUCAAACCUACUGAUGUGAACUUCUUAUAGUUGAUGCCACUGCUUUUAUCUGCCUUUAAAGCAGGUUUGCAAACGGUAUUGUGCCCCCCUGUUCAUGAGCCUGGGCGGUAUUGUCUUUUUGAGAUCACUGAGUUCAUCCCUGAAAUACUUCCUCCACACUUUAAUCCCACAGUUAUUUGCCAACUGUGACAUUUAAGCCAAGUUCUGCUGUUAUUCGAGUGACGAGAAAGCACCCUCCGGUGUUAUUCAGCAUCAUCUCCUGUGUGUUUGUAGUUUUAUUCAAAUCUGAAGGCUGACAUGGUUCACCGCUGCCUGUAAAAACUGGUUUUCCCGACGGCGACACAGCUGACUGAGAAAGCAGAUGACUGAUGCAGCGGUUGUUCACACGCUGACUGACUUUGUUCAGUUCUUUUGUGCUUAAUGUAAACUGAAGGAAAUGCUGACGUUUUAAACCUGCGACUGGUUAACUGACCGCACUUCACUAACGGUUGUUCUGCCAAUGGACGCUUGGUGUUUCCUCGCUGUGUCGAGGCUCACCUGUGUGUCUUUUACUUGAUGUCAAACAUGUUGUACUUUUAGUUGAUGACAAAGGGCAAUAAACUCAU
This is a messenger RNA of Archocentrus centrarchus (flier cichlid), 9527 nucleotides long. RefSeq names its product alsin Rho guanine nucleotide exchange factor ALS2 b (gene als2b). The transcript has 34 exons. The coding region runs from base 211 to 5247 and encodes 1678 amino acids. The record is from RefSeq and is a predicted model, not a curated record. Lineage: Eukaryota; Metazoa; Chordata; Actinopteri; Cichliformes; Cichlidae. Gene Ontology annotation, molecular function: small GTPase binding; guanyl-nucleotide exchange factor activity. Gene Ontology annotation, biological process: endosomal transport; regulation of GTPase activity. Gene Ontology annotation, cellular component: dendrite; centrosome; intracellular membrane-bounded organelle.